AUGGGUCUCCUACAAGAGGUCGCAGGGCCGUUGUCCCAGCAGUUCCAGACACUAGGAACUGGCUUGCAAAUUGUCACCAUUGUCGGCGCUGUCAUCUUUCUUUCUGUCCUCCUCAAUGUCGCCUCCCAGAUCCUCUUCAAGAACUCCAACGAGCCGCCCAUGGUCUUCCACUGGUUCCCCUUCAUUGGUAGCACCGUCAUCUAUGGCAUGGACCCCCAGCCUUCUUCAAGGCCAACCUACGGCGAUAUCUUCACUUUCGUUCUCCUCGGCAAGAAGACCACUGUAGCCCUCGGCCCCCAGGGCAACGACUUCAUCCUCAACGGCAAGCUCAAGGAUGUGAACGCUGAGGAAAUCUACACCGUUUUGACCACCCCCGUCUUUGGUCGCGACGUUGUCUACGAUUGCCCCAAUGCCAAGCUCAUGGAGCAGAAGAAGUUCAUGAAGAUCGCCCUCACCACCGAGGCCUUCCGCUCAUACACCCCCAUCGUUGCCGACGAGGUCACCAAUUACUUCAAGCGCAGCCCUGACUUCAAGGGCAAGUCCGGCGUCGUCAACAUCCCCACCAAGAUGGCCGAGAUCACCAUCUUCACCGCCUCCCACGCCCUCCAGGGCGCCGAGAUCCGCAACAAGUUCGACGAGUCCCUCGCCUCCCUGUAUCACGACCUCGACAUGGGGUUCACCUCCAUCAACUUCGUGUUGCACUGGGCUCCUCUCCCCUGGAACAAGAAGCGUGACCAGGCUCACGACACCAUCGCUCAGAUUUACAUGGACACCAUCAAGGAACGCCGCGAGGAGGGUCGCACCAACGGACUCGACAUCAUGUCCCACCUGAUGAACUCGACCUACAAGAACGGCAUCAAGGUCCCCGACCACGAAAUCGCCAACAUGAUGAUCGCCCUUCUCAUGGCCGGCCAGCACUCCUCCUCGUCCACCAGCUCCUGGAUCAUGCUUCGUCUUGCUCAGAACCCUCACAUCAUGGAGGAGCUUUACGAGGAGCAAGCCAUCAUCAAGGAGACCCUCCGCCUUCAUGCCCCUAUUCACUCGAUCAUGCGCGCCGUCAAGUCCCCUAUGCCCGUCCCUGGUACGAAGUACGUUGUCCCCACGAACCACACGCUCCUCGCAGCCCCUGGUGUUUCCGGCUCCGAUCCCACCUAUUUCCCUGAACCCGAGCAGUGGAACCCCCAUCGCUGGGACGCCGACUCCCCCCUCGCCCCCAGACUUGGAGCCAACGACGCUACGGAGGAGGAGAAGAUCGAUUACGGCUACGGAUUGGUUAGCAAGGGUGCUGCCUCGCCGUACCUGCCCUUCGGCGCCGGCCGUCACCGCUGCAUUGGCGAGCACUUCGCCAACCUGCAGCUUCAAACCAUCACUGCCAUGGUCGUCAGAAACUUCAAGUUCCGCAACGUCGACGGUAGCAACAACAUUAACGGCACCGACUACGCCUCUCUCUUCUCGCGUCCUCUGGAGCCCGCCAACAUCUACUGGGAGAAGCGCAACCCGUAA
Messenger RNA from Colletotrichum spaethianum, 1503 nucleotides. RefSeq names its product eburicol 14-alpha-demethylase. Gene Ontology annotation, molecular function: heme binding; monooxygenase activity; iron ion binding. The transcript is spliced from 4 exons. Gene Ontology annotation, biological process: ergosterol biosynthetic process. Lineage: Eukaryota; Fungi; Ascomycota; Sordariomycetes; Glomerellales; Glomerellaceae. The record is from RefSeq and is a predicted model, not a curated record. Bases 1 to 1503 code for a protein of 500 amino acids.